Molecule: messenger RNA, 610 nt
Organism: Paramuricea clavata
Lineage: Eukaryota; Metazoa; Cnidaria; Anthozoa; Malacalcyonacea; Plexauridae
Source: the annotation of a GenBank genome assembly
AUGGACGAUAUUUAUAUUCUUAACAAUACGCUAGACGAAAUCGAACGCAGUCAAAUAGAGGAAAUCGCGCAAGUUCCAAAUGUUGAUAACAUGACAGUAUGUUCAUGUCGCGGAAUGUGUUCACGAGAAAAAGGAAGAAAUGCUUGUCCUUGCAAGGGAAUAGGACAUUAUUGUUCUUCUGUUUGCCACCCGGAAAGCCAGUCAUGCAUGAAUCGACAAAAUAUCGAAAGUGACACAGACGAGGACACAGAUUCGUUUGAAACAUUUGAAAGUCAAAGUGAAACGCAGGUAUGUGGAUGUUACCAAAAUAGUGUGUGUUUUUUUUACCAUAAUAGUAAUUUUGAAAUAUUUCAAUGUAAGAUUUUUUUGGCAGGAAUUAGGAGAGCAUGACACUGAUGAUGACGACAGUGAGAAAUCGGAUACCCCAGAACCACAAGCAAAGCGAGCGAGAGGUCGUACAAGUGGUUUAUCCCGCGGAGCUAGAGGCAGAGUUCGUGGUCAUGGUAGAGGGCCUAGAGGCCGUGGAAGAGAUCGUGGACGAGGUCGAGGAAGAUUAAUUGCAGAAGAUAAUUCCGAACAACGACUGGUUGCGCACGAACAACAGCUGCAG